CUGUGUUCGCGAGGGUGGUCCAUUGUCAGUCUCUCGUGGAACGGCGGUACGGCGUGCGCUCACCAGCUUUUGUCUGAGGUGCAACUGUCACAAUCAAGCUCCAAUCCCAAAAUGAAGCGGGCGUGGGUUGUCGGACUUCUACUCGGGCUCUUCGCCUUCGCUGCCGUGAGGGCCGAAGAUGAACUGGACGUGGACGGUACCGUGGAUGAGGACCUGGGCAAAAGCAGGGAUGGCUCCAAGACAGACGACGAGGUGGUUCAGAGGGAGGAGGAAGCCAUCCAGCUGGACGGAUUGAACGCGGCCCAGAUUAAGGAACUACGGGAAAAGUCUGAGAAGCACGUCUUCCAGGCUGAGGUCAACCGCAUGAUGAAGCUGAUCAUCAACUCCCUGUACAAGAAUAAAGAGAUCUUUCUCCGAGAGCUGAUCUCCAAUGCUUCCGACGCCCUGGAUAAAAUUCGCCUGUUGUCUCUCACUGACGAGGUCGCAAUGAGCUCCAACGAAGAUCUGGUCAUCAGAAUCAAAUCGGACAAGGAGAAGAACAUGCUUCACAUCACUGACUCGGGCAUCGGCAUGACCAAAGAGGAGCUGGUGAAGAACCUGGGCACCAUCGCCAAAUCGGGCACCAGCGAGUUCCUCAACAAGAUGACGGAGAUGCAGUCGGCGGAGCAGUCCACCUCGGAGCUGAUCGGCCAGUUCGGCGUGGGCUUCUACUCGGCCUUCCUGGUGGCCGACAAGGUCAUCGUGACCUCCAAGCACAACGACGGCGAGCAGCACAUCUGGGAGUCGGACUCCAACAGCUUUUCGGUCAUCGAGGACCCCCGCGGGAACACGCUGGGCCGCGGCACCACCAUCACAUUGUUGAUGAAAGAGGAGGCCUCGGACUACCUGGAACUGGAGACCAUCAAGAACCUCGUGAGGAAGUACUCGCAGUUCAUCAACUUCCCCAUUUACGUUUGGGCCAGCAAGACGGAGACGGUGGAGGAGCCCGUCGACCGAGACGACGACGACGAGCCGGAGGAGAAAGCCUCCGAAGAUGAGGCUGAGGUGGAAGUGGAGGAAGAGGAAGAAGGCAAAGACAAGCCCAAGACCAAAAAGGUGGAGAAGACGGUGUGGAACUGGGAGAUAAUGAACGACAUCAAGCCCAUCUGGCAGAGACUGGCUAAGGACGUCGAGGACGACGAGUACAACGCUUUCUACAAGACCUUCUCCAAGGAUAACGAGAACCCUCUGGCUCACAUCCACUUUACGGCCGAGGGCGAGGUCACCUUCAAGUCCAUCCUGUUUGUGCCCACCGCCGCCCCCCGCGGCCUCUUUGACGAGUACGGCUCCAAGAAGAACGACUACAUCAAGCUUUUCGUCCGGAGGGUUUUCAUCACGGACGACUUCAACGACAUGAUGCCCAAAUACCUCAACUUUGUCAAGGGAGUGGUCGACUCUGACGACCUCCCUCUGAACGUGUCCCGAGAGACGCUACAGCAACACAAACUCCUCAAGGUCAUCCGGAAGAAGCUGGUACGCAAAACUCUGGACAUGAUCAAGAAGAUAGCCGAGGAGCAGUACAAUGACAAGUUCUGGAAGGAGUUUGGCACCAACAUCAAGCUGGGCGUCAUCGAGGACCACUCCAAUCGGACCCGGCUGGCUAAGCUGCUGCGCUUCAACACCUCCAACAGCGACACUGAGGUCACCGGCCUCGAGCAGUACGUCGAGCGCAUGAAGGAGAAGCAGGACAAGAUCUACUUCAUGGCGGGCACCAGCAGGAAGGAGGCGGAGGCGUCUCCCUUUGUGGAGCGGCUGCUGAAGAAGGGCUAUGAGGUGAUCUACCUGACGGAGCCCGUGGACGAGUACUGCAUCCAGGCCCUGCCCGAGUUCGACGGCAAGCGCUUCCAGAACGUGGCCAAGGAGGGAGUCAAGUUCGACGAGAGCGACGAGGCCAAAGAGAAGCGCGAGGCGCAGGAGAAGGAGUACGAGCCGCUCACCACCUGGCUCAAGGACAAGGCGCUCAAGGACAAGAUCGAGAAGGCGGUCCUGUCGCAGAGGCUGACCAAGUCGCCGUGCGCGCUGGUGGCCAGCCAGUACGGCUGGUCGGGGAACAUGGAAAGGAUCAUGAAGGCGCAGGCCUACCAGACGGGCAAAGAUAUUUCCACAAAUUACUACGCCAGCCAGAAGAAGACUUUAGAGAUCAACCCCAAGCACCCCCUCAUCAAGAAGAUGCUCAAACGGGUCAACGACGACGGCGGGGACCAGACGGCGUCGGACCUGGCCAGCGUCCUCUUUGAGACGGCCGCCCUGCGCUCGGGCUACCAGCUGGCCGACACCAAGGCCUACGGCGACAGGAUCGAGCGCAUGCUGAGGCUCAGCAUGAACGUACCGCUGGACGAGCAGGUGGAAGAGGAGCCCGAGGAGGAGCCCGAGGAGGAGCCCGAGGAGGAGCCGGCCGAGGACGACGGGGCGGACGAGGACCAAGACGAGGUCGCGGCAGACGAUGCCAAAGACGACGACGAGCAAGUGGUCAAGACGCCCAAAAUCGAACUGUGAGAGGAGCGCAACUCGGGAAGAGAGAGCGGCGCCCGGCUGGCUGCCCGUGACGCACCAUUGUCUUGGCACGGGCGAGCGAGCGAUCAUUUUAAGGAGCGCUUGGGUGUGUUGUGCAUUUGUUUGCCUUUUUUUUUUUUUUAAUUUUUUUUUUUUUACACAUUCCUCACACCUGUAAAUUUGUUAAUAUUUAACUGACCUGUUGAUGGAGGGAUCCUGUCUCUUGAAUAAAUGUUUCCUGGGAAAAGGAA
Messenger RNA from Syngnathus acus (greater pipefish), 2783 nucleotides. It is a transcript of the gene hsp90b1, whose product is annotated as heat shock protein 90, beta (grp94), member 1. Gene Ontology annotation, biological process: protein folding. Bases 112 to 2535 code for a protein of 807 amino acids. The transcript is spliced from 18 exons. The record is from RefSeq and is a predicted model, not a curated record. Gene Ontology annotation, molecular function: ATP hydrolysis activity; ATP-dependent protein folding chaperone; ATP binding. NCBI's taxonomy places the organism in Eukaryota, Metazoa, Chordata, Actinopteri, Syngnathiformes, Syngnathidae.